Messenger RNA from Brassica napus (rape), 3836 nucleotides. RefSeq lists its product as uncharacterized. The record is from RefSeq and is a predicted model, not a curated record. Gene Ontology annotation, molecular function: GTPase activator activity. Bases 193 to 2190 code for a protein of 665 amino acids. The transcript has 20 exons. NCBI's taxonomy places the organism in Eukaryota, Viridiplantae, Streptophyta, Magnoliopsida, Brassicales, Brassicaceae. Gene Ontology annotation, biological process: positive regulation of GTPase activity.
UGAAAAAAACAUUUUAAAUAAAUACAAGUGUCUUCCUAAAUUCGUCUGCUUUCUCAACGGCGACUUUCCUUAGAAUCUCUUAUCUCUCUCGUUGAUUGAUUCUCAAUUUCUUCUUCACCUCACUUUCAAUGCCGUCUCGUUGAGAAGGCGUAACUUCUUAACUGGCGCAACUGUAAGGAGGUGCGCACGAUAAUGGAUGCGCCGCCGCUGUCUUUCGUCUCCAAAGCUAGAACCGCUUUCAAUUCCGCCGCUGCUAAAGCGGAGCGCGUCUUCACUGAUCUUAAAUCCGAUCGAGAGGAGGAGCAGCCAUCGACGAGGAAUGAGAAUGACUCUAAGGAGGAGAAUGAAGUGAAGCCUCAGGGAUGGAGAACUGCACAUAUUAGGAAAAAGCAAGAGUGGCAGAAUAAACUCAAAUACUUGAGAAUUGGAAGGAAAGAAGUCGUUGAAGAUAAAGAUAAGGCUGAGGAUUCAACCAUGCUUGCACCUUUCUAUGACCAAAAUUCGCUUAUUCUUAAAGCGCAAGAGCAAGAAGCCAAGGCAUCUGAUGUUGGUAACUUGAUACAAGUUCUAAAUGCUGUUGAUGUGAACAGCAUUCCUCGGGCAUCCGUUGUGAAGCAGCUGGCUAUAGCCAUCGAAGCGGGAAAAAUGGCUAAGACUAUGAAAGAGUUUGCUGCAUCUUCUGGAAGUUCUUCACCAGGGAGGGAUAGAGGGGGCUUGAGCCUCUCUGCAGUGAAAUCGAUGGUUCUUGGUGAAAAAGAGGAUAAAAUUGGUUUUGAUUCAAGAGACGAGGAAAAACUUGUUUCUCUUAUAAAUGCCAUGUUUAAUGUUGAUGGUAACUUCCUCGUCAGAAUGAUUGUCUCUGAUUUGGAGUCUCCUACCAACAGAGCAUCUUUUGCCAAAGAUCUUCAUGUUGCUCCCCCUAGUAGCUUUGUUGUUAAGCUAGCUGAAGUUAUUGGAAGUUUUACAACACCAAGCAGAAUGGCUUUGUUCUGGUGCAGGGUUGUCGAUGAACUGAGGAGAUUUUGGAAUGAAAAGAAACACAUACCAUGGAUACCCCUAGACGAGAAUCCAGAUUUGAAAAGUUGCCUACUUCACCAAUGGUUACAAGUUAUAAACUGCUGUCUUGGCAGGAAAGCACGUUGCAUAGCUGCUUCUGAAGCAUUAGAUGCUGUUAUGAGACAAGCCAGUCCAGCCAAUGAAAAGUCAGAUAUUUCGGAAGCGAUGGGUUCUCCGGUUUCUCUUUUGUAUGCUAAAAGUAACACCGGAGAACUCAUACUCCGCCUAGGCAUCCACCACCAAGUUGAAAACUUGACAAUGUUGGAAACUGGUGAACCUGUUUAUGCCCCAAUAACUCAGGAGGGUCCGUUGUUGACAGAAGAUCUGAUUAAAGAAACAGAGGAACUAGUAUUGCGAACAGGGAGCAUGGGGGCUGGGUGUUCUCAACUCUUGUCUGACAUGCAGGCUUUCAAGGCAGCAAAUCCUGGAUGUAUUUUGGAAGAUUUUGUGAGAUGGCACUCUCCUCCAGACUGGACGGGAAAUGAUACUUCUUCCGGAGAUGACUCUUCUCCCCUACGAGGUCAAUUAAGCAUCCGGAUGCAAAAAGAAGGUAAUUUGUGGCGCGAGCUGUGGGAAACAGCUAAACCACUGCCUGCGGUUAAGCAAACACCUCUCUAUGAUGAAGAUUUUGCUGUGGAAGGAAUCUUGAAUUCUUUGGAAGACAUUCCGCCUGUUGAUUUUUUCGGGCAGCUUUUUGUCUCUCUUGUUGCCCUGGGAUUUGUAAUGGCGGAGCCAGUAGUAGCCACAAACGAUGACUUGUCAAAGCUUUUCUUCGAGUGCAAGGAUUAUGUAGUCGCGACCUGCCAGGGAGACGCAUGGACGGAUAAGCUUGAUGAUCUGUGCCAGGUCUAUGAAACAGUGGAAACAAUGUUAGUACGUCCAGAAAAAGUGUUGAGAUCAAUGAAGCAAACAGAGGAGUCGCCGUCAGGUGGGAACGAAACAAAACGGCGGUUCAGGCGGCUGAGCUUCAUCUUCCGCGGUAAAGAAGGAAACAAGAACAGAGUUCCGUCAGAAACAGAACAGAAAAGUACGGAACCGAGCCCGCGCCAGUCUUUCUCGAGUCUUUUUGAUGGAAAAUCGUCUCUGUUUGCAAAGAAACCACCUAGACCUGCUGAAAAUGGGACUCUUGUCUGACUCCUUGAUAUUUUUUAUUUAAUUUGUUUCAUCUGGUUUUGAGUCAUUUUUCAAUAUUUUUUUUGUUUGCUCUGGGUUUAGGUUGUUAAGUUAAUCAGUUGGUUGAUAACUGUAAAUUUAUAUCAUUCAAAACAUUUCUCAGAGGGGAAGUUAAAGUUGAUGGACUGGAAAUGAAUAAAAAAUGAGAAAGCGAGAAAAGCUUUUGGUCUUUCUGUGUUUGAAACUGUAUGUGUUGCCCUGGAAGCUUCUGAACGCGUGUGACCUAGCAGCAUGUCUGGGUAAGAUGGGGUUUUGGGCACAUGGGCCGGAUGCUAAUAAAACGGCGGCAUUUUGAAGCUUUCUAAAUAUUCAUGUAAUCGGAAGAAGCAUAAGUAGACACGUGUAACAAUCUUCCGAACUUGCCAUAUUCUUGUAACUUGCUCAAAGCUAGCUAGCUCUCACAGAAAAGUCAUAUUCAUUUCCCAGUCGUCAUUCAAUUCAGCAAACCCUAGCUUUCUCACUCCGCGUUGAAGUCUCUCUCUCUAUCUCUUUUGGAGAUUCGGUGCGAGGGAUGAUGUUGCGUGCUGUCAUAAGGAGAGCUUCCAGUAGAGGCUCUUCUGCUUCUUCGGGAUUGGCGAAAUCAAUGAAAUCUUCUCGUGUUGCAGCAUCUUCACAAAGCUUUCAUUCUCUUUCAGCAACAGAGACUCUUGUGCCUCGUGGAAGCCAUGCUCGUAGCUACUUCCAUCAUCGUUCUUGUCCAGGGUGUUCAGAGUGCUCGAGGACUCUUCUUACCAGCUUCCAAGGCACAACCCUGCAAAAAUGGGUCAGGCCUUUCUCAUCUGAUAGUGGAGAUGUCGUUGAAGCUGUUGUGCCUCACAUGGGUGAAUCAAUCACCGAUGGAACCCUAGCCAACUUUCUCAAGCGUAUGCUUUUUUUUUUUUGCUUUAUCAUCUUGUCGUUUCUUUCCAGUGCAUGUAUGUAUCUAAUAAUAUUCUAUUGUUGGUGCUUCUGAUAUUAGCCCUGUUCUUUUCAUUAACGCGCGACCAGCGGCUGCGACUUCAAUUCUAAAGAAAAAGAGAGAAGAAAAUUGAACGGAAUCAGUUUUUAAAUGCAGAGGAGAGACGCAGAGGAAAGACGCAGAGGAGAGAGAAUGAAGGUAAUUGGUCGCUGUUAUUUUUGGCGUCAACGGAAUUUGCCGAAUCCGUGUAGUUUUUGAUCGCUGCGUCUCUCCUCCUCCCUCCGAGCAACCAUUAAAGAUAAAAACAAUGAAGAAAUUUCAGUCGCUGGUCGCAACCGCCGCGAGAAUGAAACGAACAGGGCUAUAGUCGCAGGGUCCAUUCGCAAAAUAUUUAAUGCAGAGUCUCCGCUCCAUGUCACUGGUUGAUGAAUCAUUCCGCCUCCUUUUCGAUCCCUUGACAUCCUUCUUCUUCACCAUGUCCGCAACGGUCUUCACCAUGUCCGCAACGGUCUUCACCACCACCGCCAGGACCACCACGCCACCUCUGAGCACACUAUUUACAUGUUUAGUAAAACUCUGCAAAAUAUCGUUCGCAAAAAGUUCACUUCAUUGGGGACUAAAUUCUGCAACCCAGCACACACCAUGUUUAAUUGUCGUUAUUAAUGUCUCGAGAAGUUUCCUUAUUGGAGUAAAUAUGCAGUAUUUCUAA